ACCAAAUAUAGUUUAAAAUAAUUUACCUUUUUUAAACUUUUUGACAUGGGGUGGGUUCAAAACCCGCCUUGAUGAAGGGGAAAUGCACUUUUCAAUGAUUUAUAUCAUUGAGCCUUUAGGGUCAAGUGUGUUAGAGAAUGAGAAAGAAAUCAAGCAUCUGGAAUCCCUGGAAGGAGCAAAGGAGCGCCUCCGCCUCUUUCAGAUGGAUCUCCUCCACUAUGAGUCCAUCGUCGCCGCCAUCAGCGGUUGUACCGGCGUCUUUCACCUCGCCUCUCCCUGCAGCGUCGAUAAAGUUCAAGAUCCUCAGAAAGAGUUUUUGGAUCCUGCGGUUAAAGGGACCAUUAAUGUACUCACUGCUGCUAAAGAGCUCGGAGUUGGGCGUGUGGUGGUAACUUCAUCAAUCUCUGCGAUAAUGCCUAGCCCAAAGUGGCCGGCGGAUAAGGUCAAGAAUGAGGAGUGUUGGACCGAUGAGGAGUACUGCAGGCAAAAUGGAAUAUGGUAUCCACUGUCUAAGACGCUAGCAGAGAAGGCGGCAUGGGAAUUUGCAAAGGAGAAAGGAUUGGAUGUGGUGGUGGUGAAUCCAGGCACCGUGAUGGGUCCUGUUUUCUGUCCAACGCUUAAUGCUAGUAUGAUAAUGUUUUUACGCCUUCUCCAAGGCUGUGCUGAUCCAUAUGAAAAUUUUUUCAUGGGAUCUGUUCAUUUCAAAGAUGUUGCCCUGGCACAUAUUCUGGUGUAUGAGAAUAAAUCAGCUAGUGGAAGGCACUUGUGUGUUGAAGCUAUUACUCACUAUGGUGACUUUGUGGCCAAGGUUGCUGAACUUUACCCUGAAUUUAAUCUGCCAAGGUUGCCGCGGGAUACACAACCUGGACUAUUGAGGGCGCAGAAUGCAGCAAAGAAGCUGAUUGACCUGGGCUUAGAAUUUAUUCCCAUGGAGCAAAUUAUUAAGGAUUCUGUUGAGUGUUUAAAGAGCAACGGAUUUAUUUCUUGAAUGAAAAUCGGAUCCAAUACGUCCUGUUAUGUUAGUGUACUUAUGCAAGCCUUUUUUUUUAAUGGUGUUGUACUCCUAUAAGCUAUGAAGCAGUAUGAACAAUCAGACUACUAUGAGAUACGAAUAUAAUAAUAGAAAUAAAAAUAGGUAGUACCAUAAUAUGUAAAUCAUAGUAAGUGACUGUGUAAUAAACUACUUUGCUGAGGCUGAUGUGCAAAAUUUUGUAAUUUUGAUGGCAUCAGCAAGUAGCAACUGCUUCCCCUCUUCAACCGAGUAAAAAGGUGCAAAUAAG
This is a messenger RNA of Rubroshorea leprosula, 1280 nucleotides long. Lineage: Eukaryota; Viridiplantae; Streptophyta; Magnoliopsida; Malvales; Dipterocarpaceae. The record is from the annotation of a GenBank genome assembly.